Molecule: messenger RNA, 771 nt
Organism: Microthlaspi erraticum
Lineage: Eukaryota; Viridiplantae; Streptophyta; Magnoliopsida; Brassicales; Brassicaceae
Source: the annotation of a GenBank genome assembly
AUGGUGCUUGUUUUAUGGUCACCUGUUGUGAUUCCAUUGCUUCCAACACUUCUCCAGAGCUGGUCCACAAGUACUCCAUCUAGAGUAGCGGAACUAGCUACUGUAGUUGGGCUCUAUGUUGCUGUUUUCAUUCUUGUUAUGCUGUGGGGAAAGAGAGUACGAAAGUAUGAAAAUCCAUUCACGCAAUAUGGGCUUGAUUUCAAGGCAUCACCCAAAAAACAGAUUCUAGGGUUUUUGAAGGCCUUAGCAGGAGGCAUCACAGUGGUUCUAGUAAUACAGCUCAUAAAUACAAUAUUGGGAGCUGCCAUUUUAUCUCGGCCGCCUUACCUUCCACAUCCUUAUGAUGCCAUGAAGCUGCUCAAGGGAAGCGCGCAGCUGCUUCUGCUGUCAUGGAUGCCUAACGAGAUUGCUAUAGAUAUGGGAUACCAUCAAAGCAUUAUCAUUACAGGGCUCGUAUUUGCCUUGUUCCAGAGAUCCCUGAGAUCAAUUCCAGGGUUAUGGCUUCUGCCGUUGGCGCUGGCAGGGGCUCGUGAGAGAAGCCAAGGGAAUCUGAUAGUGCCAAUUGGGUUGCGAACAGGAAUGAUAGCAGCAAGCUUUGUACUACACACUGGUGGAUUCCUCACGUACAACCCGAGUUCACCGGUUUGGACUGCAGGGAAACGUCCGUUACAGCCUUUUAGCGGAGUGGUCGGUCUUGGGGUCGCUUUUGCGCUAGCACUCGUUCUUUAUCCAAGACCUUCUCCAGAAACCAAGAUACAGAAAUCUAAUUAA